UACGUUGCGUCUACGUCUACGCUACGUCAAACUUAUAAAUCCAACAAGAACCGUGGUGAUUUUUAGUUUUUUGACCUGGCAACCUUGGACUUGAGUGAGACACUUGACUGACUUGACGACUUGACACUUGGUUUACUGUGUUUGGUUUUGGCCGAGAUUGUUAAAUUUUAAAUUAUUAUUGGAAUACAUAAAAUCAAGUGCAAUCAAAUGGAAGCAAAACAGGAAAUGAACGAGGAAACUUGUAAAAUAGAAAUAGAGUAUAAUCACUUGGAUGAUGCUGUUUUGGAUGGCUAUAAAAGUGAAAUUCAAGAAGAGUCCAAUGAGGAAAGUACUCGUGACGCAUCUAAUUCUUUAGAUUUGAAGAAAUGCCCCAUAAAUGCUGAAAUAGAACAACAUGGAAAUAAACUUGACCAAUUUGAAGAAACCCAAAAAACUGAAAAAGAUCAUCUCCAAGAGAACAAGAUGGCCGUUACAGAGACAAAUACUCCAGAUUCAUCUAACGAAGAAAAUUCUAUGAAUCAACAUGCUGAAGGAAAAACAUUAAAUAAAAAGAAGAAAGUUUUGCGUGGAAAAAGACGUUAUAAAUGUGAAAUUUGUUCAAAACAGUUUAUUUGUCCAAGUGCUUUGACAACACAUUCGAGAGUACAUACUGGACAAAAACCACACAAGUGUGAAAUUUGUUUUAAGCAAUUUAGUCAAGCAGUUGGUUUAAAAAGACAUUUGCUAAUACACACUGGAGAAAAAUCUUAUCAGUGUGCAAUUUGUUUAAGUCGGUUUUCUCGAAAAGAUGGAUUAGCUUCUCACAUUGCAGAUCACACCGGAAACAAACGUUACAAGUGUGAAAUUUGUUUUAAGCAGUUUAAUUCACCAUAUCAGUUGAAACUGCAUUUAAGAGUGCAUACGGGAGAAAAACCAUUUAAGUGUGAAAUUUGUUUUAAGCAAUUUAGCGUAGCAGGUAAUUUGAAAAUGCAUUUGAGAAAGCACAGUGGAGAAAAACCUCACAAGUGCGAGAUUUGUUUUAAGCAAUUUAGUGAAGCAUAUAGUUUAAAAACACAUUUAAGAGUACAUACUGGAGAAAAACCUCAUAAGUGUCGGAUUUGUUUCAAGCAAUUUAGUACAUCAUGUAAUUUACGAACACAUUCAAGUGUGCAUACUGAAGAAAAACCUCACAAGUGUAAGAUUUGUUUAAAACAAUUUAAAACAUCAUUUCAUUUGAAAUCACAUUUGAAAACACAUUUAGAAGAGACAAGUAGAGAAAAACCUCACAAGUGUGAAAUUUGUUUCAAGCAAUUUAGUGAAUUAAGUCAUUUGAAAAUACAUUUAAGAGUACACACUGGAGAAAAACCUCACAAGUGUGAUAUUUGUGAUAAGCAAUUUAGUCAAGUAAGUAAUUUGAAAACACAUUUGAAAGUGCACACUGGAGAAAAACCUCACAAGUGUGAAAUUUGUGAUAAGCAAUUUGGUGAAGUAAGUACUUUAAAAUUACAUUUGAGAGUGCACACAGGAGAAAAACCUUACAAGUGUGAGUUUUGUUUUAAGCAAUUUAGUGACCCAAGUACUUUAAAAAAACACUUAAGAGUGCAUACGGGAGAAAAACCUCAUAAGUGUGAAAUUUGUUUAGAUCGGUUUGCUCAAAAAUAUCAAUUAACUUUCCACAUGACAGUUCACACUGGAGAAGAACUUCACAAGUGUGAAAUUUGUUUUAAACAGUUUAGUAGAGCAGGUAUUUUAAAACAACAUUUGAGAGUGCACACUGGGGAAAAACCUCACAAGUGUGAGAUUUGUUUUAAACAAUUUUAUAUGAAAGGUAACUUGACAUCCCAUAUGAGAAUGCACACUGGGGAAAAACCUCACAAGUGUGAAAUUUGUUUUAAACAAUUUAGUACAACAAGUACUUUGAAAUCACAUUUGAGAGUGCACACUGCGGAAAAACCUCACAAAUGUGAAAUUUGUUUUAAGCAAUUUAAGCUAUCAAGCACUUUAAAAGCACAUUUAAGAGUGCAUACAGGCGAAAAACCUUAUAAGUGCGAAAUUUGUUUUAAGCAAUUCCGUGAAUACGGUACUUUACAAAAACACUCGAGAGUGCAUACGGGUGAAAAACCUCACAAGUGUGAAUUUUGUUUUAAGCAAUUUAGACAAGCAGGUUCUUUAAAAGCUCAUUUAAGGAUACACACUGGAGAAACGCCUUAUCAGUGUGAAGUUUGUUCAAAACAGUUUGCUAAAAAAGUUCAUUUAACUGCUCACAUGACAGUUCACACCGGAGAAGUACUUAACAAGUGUGAAAUUUGUUCUAAGCAAUUCAUUACAGCACAUAAUUUGAAAGUACAUUUAUUACUGCACACUGGGGAGAAACCUUAUCAGUGUGACAUUUGUUCAAAGCGGUUUGCUCGAAAAGGUCAAUUGGCUGGUCACAUUACAGUUCACACUGGAGAAAAACCUUACAAGUGUGAAAUUUGUUCAAAACAGUCCCGUACUGCUGGUGAUUUCAAAAAACACCUAAGAACACACACUGGAGAAAAACCUCACAAGUGUGAAAUUUGUUUUAGGCAAUUUGGUGAAUUAGGUACGUUAAAACAACAUUUGAGAGUGCACACCGGGGAAAAACCUCACAAGUGUGAGAUUUGUUUUAAGGAAUUUAGUGAAGCAGGUAAUUUAAAAAUACAUGUCUUAAGACUGCAUACUGGAAAAAAACCUCACAAGUGUGAAAUUUGUGAUAAGCAAUUUAGUGUAGUAAAUAACUUAAAAAAACAUUUGAUAGUGCAUACUGGGGAAAAAGCUCACAAGUGUGAGGUUUGUUCUAAGCAAUUUAACCAAACAAAUAGUUUGAAAAGACAUUUAAGAACACAUACUAGUGAAAAACCUUAAAAGUGCGAGAUUUGUUUUAACCCUUUCAGACCUGAAUUUGUUUGGCAAAAAUUGAUUUUGUAAUACAUAUGUAUUUGUAGGGGGGAUCUUUUUCUGUUUGAGAUUUUUUUACUAAUUGCCUCAUUAUGAAUGUCAAGUCCUUUGUACUUAAAGGACGUAAGUAUUUGUAAUGAAGUAAUACUCGGUGUAAAAUACUUUAUUUUAAAGAAUUAUGCACAUGGUUUCAUUUUACUAUCCAAGUAUUAAGUAUAUCACAGCUGUCAUUCAGCUGACAGUAAUACCAACUUACUUACAUUCAUGGUUAAGGGAGUUUUACACGAACAUAACAAUGAAAAUCUGAUCGUUUGUCCCCCUUUCUUUUCUGAAACCACUUUGGCUCUCAUCAAAGGUGUUUUCUAGUUUUUCUAUUAGCCUCUUUCUAGUAUACUAGCAUAAAGUUUUCCUACUGUGCUUCCAAGUGUUAUUUCUCUAUAGUUUGAGGAUUCUUUGCUAUCUCCUUUUUAAUACAAUGGUAUACAAUUGGCAAUUCGGUUUUCACCGAAUAGUGUUGUUAAUUUAUUUCCAAAUUCUACCCACAUUUUGUCCUUGUUAUUUUUAACCAUCUGUUUAACUUCUGUUCUUUUCUCUUUGUACUUGGAGUGAGAAAAAGCUCACAAGUGUGAAAUUUGUUUAAAACAGUUCAGUGAUUCAAGUAAUUUGAAAAAAACACACUGGAGAAAAACCUUAAAAGUGUGAAUAUUGUUUUAGGCAAUUUAGUCAAGCAGAUUGUUUAAAAAAACAUUUGGUAGUGCACAAUGGAGAAAAAGCUCACAAGUGUGAGGUUUGUUUUAAGCAAUUUUUUUUUCUUUGGAGUUGUAUGACUACGGGCCCUUCAAGGCUCAUUCGCCGAUUUAAUAAAUUUAACCAAACAAGUAAUCUGAAAAGACAUUUAAGAACACAUACUAGCAAAAAUCCUGAAAAACAGACCUGAAUUUGUUUGGCCACAAAAAAUUAUUUUGUAAUGUAUAUUUUUGUAGAGUAGGGUCAAAUUAAAAUCGAAAAGUGACAUGUAUGUGUACAGUUGAGCCCGCGAGUCUUUACCCGUGCGUAAUUAAUACCUGGCGAGAUAAAACACAUACAUACUUUUUAUCUAGCAUCAUUCUCUUCCACGCAUGAAACUCAUGACAAACCAGCUGCCGUUUGUUAUUAAGUAAAGAGCGAUGUUAUUUUUAUGAACCAUCCUAGACUCAGUGCAUUGAAAAGAGAUAGGUACAGAAAAAGACGAUUCGGUAUGUUUUCAUAUUUUAAGCACAAUUUGUUUGACGUUUCUGCUUUGUUUACUUUUGUGGCUGCCAGUCAGUUGAAUUUUUUGCGGUUUUUUGUCGAAUUUUUGCGUUUUGAAGUUUCUUUAUAUUACACAAACAGUUGUUUUCACAACUAAUUUUAUAUUGAGCUUUGAAAUUUUAAGGUAAAUAAUUAUAAAAAAAAAACAAUAAAUGCUGUAUAAAAGGUAUAUUUAAAAAAACCCUCAAAAGGGCCACAUCAAUUCACAUAACUAGUUUUCGACUGGUUUACCAGUCAUCAUCAGUGCUUACGUGCAAUGUACAUGUUAGCCACCAAAAUGCUAUUUUACAAAAAUAUGUGGG
Diabrotica virgifera virgifera (western corn rootworm) is the source of this 4490-nucleotide messenger RNA. RefSeq names its product zinc finger protein 493-like. The record is from RefSeq and is a predicted model, not a curated record. Lineage: Eukaryota; Metazoa; Arthropoda; Insecta; Coleoptera; Chrysomelidae. Gene Ontology annotation, biological process: regulation of transcription by RNA polymerase II. Gene Ontology annotation, molecular function: RNA polymerase II cis-regulatory region sequence-specific DNA binding; DNA-binding transcription factor activity. The coding region runs from base 208 to 2865 and encodes 885 amino acids. The transcript has 2 exons.